AUUGGCCGUAAUUGUCAUCAGAUUCAACGUUACAUCUGCAUGCGCCGGCUACAUUAUUGAGAGGAUUACUUCGUACCUCUCUGGUGACAGGCACAUGUCCAAUGAACUGUCGCUUCUGCUCUCAGAGUUCCAAUCUGCUCUUAAUUGCACCAACGCUCGAAACCUUGGGAGCCUAGAGCAACUUUCACCUGUAUCUCAGGGUUUUGCUAUCUUUGGUGGCUGCCAGUGGCUGCCGUCAACCCCCCGUUCUUCACCACCCUGCCCACUGCAGGUGACGCCUGCUGUGCAGCUGGAGCCUGGUAAUUUCCAACCAACGUCGCAGGGCCCUCGGAGCAACAACCUGCUGCUGGACGCAACCUUUCAGUGUCACGCCGACGAGGCGAGCCUCGUCCCCAAGUGGUCUCUGCCUUGGACCCCAACGACCCAAAGGAAAAGUCCAGCCAUGUCCUCAAAGCCGCCUCCAUCCCCAUCCCACUCAAUACCUUCGCCUCCAUCGCAACCAUCGGAACGACGCGACGACGCGGACAGACACCAUGGCAGUCUCCUGGACCCAGAGACUGCGAUAGCCUUUGCCGAGGUGCUCAAUCAGUACAAUGCUCGAGCAGAUCCGGUUCUUGAUGUAGCUACUCCAACAUCUACAUCCGCACCCGCACCCGCACCCGCAUCGGCAUUGACACCUCGCCUGGCCGCGAGUCCGGCCCAAUUCCGCUCUUACACCAUUGCACCGUCCCCACCAGUGCCGCUUCCCGGGUUCGCCUCAUCGUCGCCCACUGCUUCAGCGCACCAGCCCUACGACGGCUCCGCCAGCAGCAUCACGCAGUCCCCCGAUCGAUUGGCCUAUCCCGGGUCAGGCUCUUUGAAUCCGCUACCCGAGCCCUCCGCCGCGUCUCCCGUAAAUCUGGAUACAAUCAGCAGGGCUGGGACGCCAGCCAGGCCCACGAGACGACCCGCGCUCUCCCUUCAACACAAGUCCUCGGCUCAGUCCCUGCGGCCCAUAUCUAGGACCCCGAGCCUCAGGACCGGCAACUUUGGUUCCGCCUCGGCCGCCAGCUCCACCGUACCCAGCCCUGUCAUUUCCGCCAUGGGCGACGUCACGCCCCUCCCCUCUCCUCUGCUAUCGACCGACUCGCCGGGGCCAUGGAAGCAAUUGGUGAGAUCGGGUUCGCGGGAGACACCGCUUGUCUCUUCGGGCUCAGAUUCUUCCUACGUCGAGGAGACGCCUCAGAAGAAGACAAAGAAGCCUUAUGCGGGCGUCACAUCCUGGCCUCAACAGCCGGAUGCCGUCAGGGGGAAGCAGGAUCGCGGACUCGUCCAGCCACCGACCCACACGAGGAACAGGAGUAUUAGCGAAUACAUUCCGGAUCCAAUGUUAAUACCCAAGCGCAUGUCCACUGUGUCCGGCCUCCGUGUCAAGGCAGCCGACCUGAGGAAUGCGACUGAUGGGCAUCUGCGCCGAGAGCCUCACUUGUCUGAGGCGAGGGGCUUGACGCCCAUCGAGAAGCCGCCAACGCCGCCGCCGAGUGAGGCUUCUUUAAGUGCAACAGAUCUAUCCUCUGUUAGUGCGUCUGGGUCCAGCGUCAUCGGCAAACAAUCAGGGGCAGAGUACUUUGAAGCGUACGGCCGGUAUGACAAGAAGCGCCGCCGCUGGCGGGCAAUCACGGUUCUGGGCCAGGGCACCUUCAGUCAGGUUGUUCUUGCCACGAGCCAGACUUCUCCAUCUUUGUCAGACGACGAGGGCUCCAGUUUGAGUAGCAGCCUACACAGCCCGAAUACAGACCCACGUCGUAAGCGACGGGCCCUGGUGGCCGUCAAGAUUUGUGAACAUGGCCCUCGAGGAGGCGCAUCCGAGGAUCGCAUCGAGAUGAGCCUAAAGCGGGAGCUCGAGAUUAUGCAGAGUAUCCGCCACCCGUCACUGGUAAAUCUCAAGGCCUGGAACAUCGAGCCCACGCGAGCCAUCCUGGUGCUCAGCUACUGCCCAGGCGGAGACCUGUUUGAGGUUGCUACCGGCCACCGCGAGGUGUUGACCCCUCACAUCGUGCGCCGCAUAUUUGCCGAGCUGGUCGGCGCAGUAACCUAUUUGCAUGACAUGAAGAUCGUCCACCGAGACAUCAAGCUCGAAAAUGUCCUCGUCAACCUUCCCCCGGCCGAGCUGCUAGCCUCGCGCGCAGCCGACUGGACAACGUACCCUUACUCGGUCGUGACCCUCACGGACCUGGGCCUCUCGCGCCGCAUCGCCGAGGACGAGAAGCUCGAGACGCGCUGUGGCUCGGACGACUACGCCGCGCCCGAGGUCAUCAUGGGCCAGCCCUACGACGGCCGCGCCACCGACGCCUGGUCACUCGGCGUGCUGCUCUACGCCCUGCUAGAAGCCCGUCUUCCGUUCGACCCGCCCCCCGGCGUGGGCGACCACGCCGUGCAGAUGCGCAUGCGCAGCCGCACUAGCCACCGCAUCGCCCGUGUGGAGUGGCGCUGGUUCGAGUACGGCGCCAGGGAAGGCGAGGACGGCGAAGGUGACCACGAGGCCGACCUGGCGAGGUUCGAGGCGAAGGGCCUGAUUGGGGCGAUGGAGGUGGUCGAGGGCUUGCUCAAGCGCGCGAGGAGCAGGUGGCCCUUGGCAAAGGUUGCUGCGACCGAGUGGGUUGCCAAGGGCAUCUGCGUGGGCGAGGGGGGGAUUAAGUUCAGGGAGGAGGAGGAAGGGGAGGAGGUAUCAUGAUUCAUGGCCUCCCAUGACGAAAAGGCCAUGAUAGCGUCGCGGCUGCUGUUAAUGGCUGCCGGAGUGGUUGAGACGCGGUGUGGCAUUUUACGA
This is a messenger RNA of Canariomyces notabilis, 2806 nucleotides long. RefSeq lists its product as uncharacterized. Gene Ontology annotation, molecular function: ATP binding; protein serine/threonine kinase activity. The transcript is spliced from 4 exons. Bases 95 to 2713 code for a protein of 872 amino acids. Gene Ontology annotation, cellular component: cytoplasm. Gene Ontology annotation, biological process: protein phosphorylation; intracellular signal transduction. Lineage: Eukaryota; Fungi; Ascomycota; Sordariomycetes; Sordariales; Chaetomiaceae. The record is from RefSeq and is a predicted model, not a curated record.